AUGGCAGUUUCACCUCGGGAGAAGAUGCUUGCAGGGGCAGGUGUUCUGGGAAGUGGGCCCGACCCCAACUGGAUUGACAACUUCACAGCCUGCAUCUUCAAACAGGACUAUGACUCUGCACGAGAGGUGCUGAGAGCUGCAAUCGCAAGGGGUGUCAGCACACAUCUAGCUGAGCAGUAUGCCAAGGUGCUCGAAGAUUUCUUGGCCAAGCGUGAUGAAGUAGAGAAUCCAGUUGUUCUGGCCCGGUUCGAAGAGUGCGUGGUCAGGCAGACAUGCAAUGGACAAGGUCGAGGCCUGUACGUCCCAAGAUACCAGACAUGGGGUGCUCACCUUUGGAAGGAGAGGCCUUUGGCGUACAUUCAGUCACCAGGAAGCCGCAAGUGUGCGCAAGUGUGCGUCGCUUGCAUGCUGCCAGUAGGCAGCCUAGCCUCACAGUUGAGAUAUAUGAACCUGGAGCCACCACCAGGAUCCGAAGAGAUCCAUUUGUCAACUUAUCCAGACGAGUUGUGUCCGGAUGGCUUCUGCCCCGGCCAAAUCAUCGCCUGCACUGGCUGCACUGAGGGCUGUGCCGAGGUCUUCUGCAGCGAAUCCUGCCGUGCCUGGGCACUCUCGGAGUCUUCCCAUGCCGUGCUUUGCAAAAGCCAACUUGGCCCGAACAGCUGGGCUGCUCUGCAAGACUUGGAGCACCUUGCCUUCGAGACAGAUUCAGAACACCUCCUCCUGCUCGCACACCAGAUUGCCUGCAUGAUGCUGGCUAGAAAAUCUGGCCAAUCAUUGGAUUCUGUUAAACAUCGCUUUGUAUCUCAGUUUGCUUCAGCCCCAUGGGACAGCCUUACUACUGCAGAUGGAGGCAGCGACACGCCGGAAGAAAGGCGGCGGUGCUUGUCGAGGGCCAUCCCUUUGAUCGAAACGAUUUUCGAGGCAGAGGACAUGGCAGCAGAUUUCUUAGAUGCUGAUCUGUUGAGCGGAAUACUUGGAACAUAUGAGUUGGUAAAUAUGUGCAUCAGCCUCCCGCACCCCUUGAACAGCCACACCGAUGUGGCCCACUGCAUGACGGACCAGCUUGCUGAUGCGGUCACAAGGCUCCAGGAGCCUCUCCAAAGCGACACGGAGUCCGAAACCUCCGAAACAGCCGAAACAGCAGAUACCGCAGAACGAACAGACCGAGCGGUCUUGGCUUCCGCGCAAUCUGGUCAGCUCUUCGAGAACAUCAUUGGAACGGCCUUGUGUGAGGCUCUGGCUUUCACCAAUCACUCUUGCCUCCCGAACUGUCGCAUAGAGUUUGCCACUGCAAGCCAGCCAGAGGCCAAGGGACCAGGACUUUGGGUUUAUUGUGUCACGCGCCGUCCUCUGGUGCCCGGCGACGAAGUGCUCAUGGCCUAUGUGCCAUCCGUGGUGGGCAAGCCACUGCAGGUCCGUCAGCGGAAGAUGGAGAAGUUUGGCUUUACGUGUCAUUGUCGAACCUGUGAGACCGACAGGGUGCUCGAGGCUGACAUGGCUGACCCUUCGCACCCUUUGCCAUCACCGAUCUCUGAAGCGAGAGGGAGCGAGUAA
This is a messenger RNA of Symbiodinium natans, 1554 nucleotides long. The record is from the annotation of a GenBank genome assembly. Lineage: Eukaryota; Dinophyceae; Suessiales; Symbiodiniaceae.